AUGCCGCCUCGUCGCCCCCACCCAGAUGAUGGAGGCCAAAAUGACGGACCAGCGCGCCAGCGGAUCCGCAGCACAUCAGGUGCGCCGGUCGCUGUCCGUCCACCGGCAGGCGGACCCGCUGCGCAGUCUCAGCAAGCGCAACAGGUCAGCAUUCAGGCGCAGAUCGCAGCUGCCAAAGCGAAAGCUGCUGCUGCGCUCGCUGCUACUCGAAAUGCGAGCAAAGGUGGGGCGUCAUUGUCAUCCCCCGUAUGUGCUACACCUGCGGCAGCAAACGCCCGUCCGCAAGCUCCUGCUGCUUCUGCCCCCGCAACAUCUGCUCCUGCACCCAAUGACAUUGCUGCAAGGAUAGCUGCGGCAAAGGCGAAGAUUUCACGUAUUACGGGUAGCGCCGGCGUGCCACAGGCCCGUCUACCGCCAUCCGCACCAGUGCGAGAGGAGCGCCCGACUGGAAUUCAUCCUUUGCUGCUUCAAGGCAACAAAUCUCAGCCAGCUCCUUCCAGCAUGAAGCCGAUGGCGCCAAGAUUCUCCACAGUGCGGGCUAACGCUCAAGCAGCGACACAGAAGCGUCCAGGCUUCCCUUCGAGCCCAGCCCCUCCUGAAGCUAACCCAUAUUUAGCUGCAGCCGAAGAGGUUACUGCCGAAGGCAGCUCCGCGCCGAAAGGCAGAUCGAUGCAUCGAGGCUUCCACUUCGCACGUCCUGGGCGCCACAUUGCCGAAGCUGAGGAGAUGCGGAGGGAAGCGCAAUUGGAGGAGAUCAAGAAGCGCAUCGCGGAAAGUGCGAAGAAAGCGGGCCUGGAUGGUACAGGAGAGGAACGCGUGCUGAAAAAGCAGCAGCCACCGCAGGUUGAAUGGUGGGAUCUUCAAUUCGUCCCUCAAGGCGUAGAAGGCUACGAAGGCGUACAUAUUGCCGAUGCGACCAUCGUCAAGAAAGAGCCGGAGCUAAACGGUGUUUUCAAGGGCAAAGGCAAGGCACAAGACUCUGAUUUACCUCUUCCUCUCAUUGAAGGGGACGGGAGUCCAAUCGACAUUUACAUUCAGCACCCCAUUCCCAUCCCUCCGCCCGGCGACAAGGACAAGGUUCCAAUGCGUGGUGUGAUGCUCACCAAGAAGGAGAUGAAGAAGAUGCGUCGCAUGCGCAGACAAGCAGAGAUCCAGGAUAAGCGAGAUAGGAUCAAGAUGGGCCUGCUGCCGCCACCGCCACCGAAAGUCAAGCUUUCCAACAUUAUGCGCGUGCUCACGAGCGAGGCAGUAGCAGAUCCGACUAAGAUCGAGGCGCGAGUCCGUCGUGAGGUAGCAGCGAGAAAGGAGGCGCACGAACGCAUGAACGAAGAGCGCAAGCUGACACCGGAUGAAAGACGAGCCAAGGCAGAGAUGCAACGAGAGAAGGAUGAGUUGAAGGGGCUAAGCUGUCUGGUCUUCAAGAUCAAGCAUCUGGUAUCACCUUCGCAUAAGUUUAAAAUCAGAAAGAACGCGCAGCAGCUGGGCCUCACCGGCAUCACAGUCUUCAGUCCCAACUUCGCGCUAGUCAUUGUCGAAGGUGGCGCCAAGGCGAUUAAAGCGUACCUUAAGCUCAUGACUCAUCGCAUCAAUUGGACAGACCCCGGCCGGCCCAAAGAUGCCAGUGAUGACGAGGGAGAUGUCAGCGCGACACCGUCUGUCACGGAUGCUCCUGGCUCGGCUGCACCAGGGACCAAAGAAAGCACACAGGAAGAGAUCGAACAUAUUGACUGGUCAUACAACACUUGCGAUCUCAUCUUCGAAGGUCCAAUCAGAGAACGGACAUGGCAGAACGGAUUUAGAGGACGGGGCGUCGAGACGGAUGCAGAGGCGAAAGAAAUGCUAGGUAACCGUGCUUCACUGUGGGACGUGGCCAAGAGGUGGUCCACCGCUGCGGAAGAGGUGUAG
This is a messenger RNA of Tilletiaria anomala UBC 951, 1905 nucleotides long. Its product is annotated as PRP3-domain-containing protein. The coding region runs from base 1 to 1905 and encodes 634 amino acids. The transcript has 2 exons. Gene Ontology annotation, biological process: mRNA splicing, via spliceosome. The record is from RefSeq and is a predicted model, not a curated record. Lineage: Eukaryota; Fungi; Basidiomycota; Exobasidiomycetes; Georgefischeriales; Tilletiariaceae. Gene Ontology annotation, cellular component: U4/U6 x U5 tri-snRNP complex.